This is a messenger RNA of Branchiostoma floridae (Florida lancelet), 1482 nucleotides long. RefSeq names its product N-acetylated-alpha-linked acidic dipeptidase 2-like. The record is from RefSeq and is a predicted model, not a curated record. The coding region runs from base 73 to 1482 and encodes 469 amino acids. NCBI's taxonomy places the organism in Eukaryota, Metazoa, Chordata, Leptocardii, Amphioxiformes, Branchiostomatidae. Gene Ontology annotation, molecular function: carboxypeptidase activity. The transcript is spliced from 12 exons.
AUUCUAUAUCAUGAUUUAGGAGCAUCAUACCGCCCUAAAACAGAGAUGAUAGCAUCUAAGAAACGUUAAUACAUGUACCUUUUUCACAGGUGCCACAUUAUGUCAAAGGGAAGAUACAUACUCUUAGCAGUUGUCUGCGGUGCCGUUGCCUUUGCCCUUGGGGUCAUCAUCGGCUGGUUUUCCAAACCGGAGACAGGGUCUGUGUUGACGGACGAAGAUCGUGCUGCACUUGACAGGUAUCGGGCAAGCAUCGAGGAUGCAGAUGAGGCGAUCAGUGACCACAUUCUGGCAAACAUUGAUGCCGAGCGAAUCAGAGAAAACCUCAGGGUAUUGUCGGCUAAAUCACACAUGGCGGGAACACCUCCAGAUCAUGAGAUGGCGGAGCUCUUACGACGCAGGUGGCUGGAGAACGGACUGGACGAAGUCAGACUAGUUCCCUACGACAUUCUAUUGUCCUACCCACCGCUUGGCCGGGAGGGCCCCAACAACACGGCGGUGACGGUGGACGGAGCCGACCCCGCCCGAGAGUAUGAGGACACCCGCACCCUGCACAUCGAGCCCGAGUACCAGGACGACCCUGAUGCUGUACAGUUCUUCAAUGCCUACUCACCCGCGGGGCAUCCUGUGGGAGACCUUGUCUUCGCCAACUAUGGCCGGUUGCAGGACUUUGACUACCUGAAACAAGUCGGCGUCAAUUGCACGGGGAAAAUCGUCUUGAUGAAGUACAGGUCUGGCGGGAGGGGAACAAAAGCAAAAAACGCAGCCUCUGCCGGAGCGAUAGGAGCGAUACUGUACCCGGAACCAGCGGACACCAACGAGCCUGGUGGGAAGGUCUACCCCGAUGGAUGGAACCUCCCCGGGACUGGGACCGAGCGCGGAAGUGCACUUCUGGAACCUGGAGAUCCGCUAACCCCGGGGUAUCCCGCAACAGAAUUUGCGUAUCGCUUGCCAGAGGAGGAGAUCACAGUGUUUCCAUCCAUCCCUCUCCAUCCUAUUGGAUACAAUGACGCGCAGGAGUAUCUGAGCCACCUAGAUGGUGACAUUGCCCCUGCCGGCUGGAAUGGUUCCCUGCCGAUCACAUACAGACUCGGUCCAGGUUUCACCGGUGACUGGUCUGGUCGCAAGGUGGCGUUGCAUGUCUACACGAAUACGACCAUACGCAGGGUGUACAAUGUCGUGGGGAUGAUCAAAGGGAGGCUUGAAUCAGACCGUUACGUGAUGUUGGGUAACCACUACGACUCCUGGGUGCAGGGAGCCAUUGACGACACCAGCUCAACAGCCAUCAGUCUGGAGCUGACCAGGGUUUUCGGAGGACUUGUUAGAAAUGACAACUGGCGGCCCCGGAGAUCCAUAGUUUUCGCUGCCUGGGGAGCGGAAGAGUUUGCUCUACUGGGAUCAAUUGAAUAUGUGGAACAAUUCACGGAUAUCAUCAAGGAGCGGAUGGUCGCCUAUAUCAACAUGGAUAUAGGAGUCAGUGAUUGA